Molecule: messenger RNA, 4724 nt
Organism: Xenopus laevis (African clawed frog)
Lineage: Eukaryota; Metazoa; Chordata; Amphibia; Anura; Pipidae
Product: ras guanine nucleotide exchange factor F
Exons: 8
Coding region: 509-1771 (420 amino acids)
Source: RefSeq, a predicted model, not a curated record
UAACCCCUCCCACCCCUCACCAAGUGCAACAUUAACUCCUGCCUCCCAGUCCCCUCCUGUAACAGUGCAAGUCUGCCUCAGUCAGCCUGUGUCUAUGGUCUGUGUCAGGAUAAAACCAAGCGUGAGUUCCUGUGGAAAGGGGGCACCUCCCCGUACAUGUCACACUUGGUUCCUCCCAGUUAAAGUUGGUGCCAGACUCAGCUCGAACCCUGGAAUCUCCCCGCAAUCAGAUCGCUUGUCCCUCCUGUGAUUCGGAGCUUCCAUUCCGCUCGUGUUUCCCUUGGAUAAAAAGUCGGCUAAAACUACGACUCCUCCGCUAGGAGAGGGGACCCCUCGUUCAGACAGAGGAAUAGGAGCAGCGCUUCCAGCUGGUUUCCCCGGGCAGCUGCCCCCCCUCUCACUCCGUGGCUGGUCCGGUCCGGGGAAGGAUGGUGCUGAGCAGUGACCAUGUUCCACUCUGAGAUACCAGCAGGGAUGAGCUGGGAAACGAGACAUCUGAUUUCCAAGCAUGAAAAAAGAACAUGGCGACUGUGUUUGGGAGCAGGUGCCUCAGAGCGAUGCUGCUCCGUGUGACAGAUUUAAGCAUUCCUGUGCACUAUACAAUGGCUACGUUUAUAUAUACGGCGGACGGAAGGACAGUAAUCUGGGUGAUUUUUGGCGAUACAAUAUAGCUCACAAUGAGUGGGAGCAGCUGCCGUGUUCCAAGGAAGCUCCGGACCAGCUGGAGGGACACUCUAUGGUGGCGCAUGAGGGGGUUCUCUAUGUGUUUGGGGGGAUGAUCGAUUCGCCUGCAAACCAAGAAAGCACCCCUCUCUGGAUGUAUGCCAUUGAUGUACAGAUGUGGUAUGAGGGGAAAUCGCCAGGGUGUAAGGGGAAAUCGCCGACAAACAGAAAGGGCCACAGUGCGGUUCUGCAUCAGACGUCCAUGUAUAUCUAUGGGGGAUAUUUUGAUCUCAAGGGUGCUGUGGAAGAAUUCUGGGCAUUCUCAUUUGACGCAGAGAACUGGUCAGCACUUAGUCCCCACACACGUGGGACCGGCCCUGGGCCACGACAUGGACACACGGCAGUAACAUACAAUGGAGCAAUGUAUCUCUUUGGGGGGCUGAAGAACAUGGCUGAGCAAAACGAUUUCUGGAAGUUUGAUUUUAGAAGGCACAACUGGUCCAAUAUCAAAACCAGCUCCGGCCCUCCCAAAUUAGUGGGUCAUGGCUCGCUGGUCCAUCAGAACUGCAUGUGGAUAGUUGGGGGAGGUCUGGCCUCUCGUAAUCCCAGCAGCCACUUGUGGAAAUACCAUUUCAACACUCGCUUAUGGAAGAAAGUCUCCCAUGGGAAGGAGGGCAGCCAUCUUGGGAAGAUUUACCAUUCUGUUACUGGAGUGAGCCCCCAGACCCAACAGGCCCAGGAUGUUGGAGACAAAGAAACAUUACUACCCAGGAUCCCUGCUGGAAAACGUCUGAGCUCCUGGGCCUCUGACAAAGUGGGAUCUGUCCCUAGAACAGAGGACAUAGAAAUGAAGGCAUUAAAUCAGUUCGACAUGCCGGUUUUUUGUUCCUGUUCCUUUAGCUCACAGGACCUGGCCGAUGAGCAGCACCUUCUGUCCCACUGUGAGAACAGCCUUUUCACCAGCACUGGGAAUAUUAACGUGGGCUGUGAGUCCAAGGAGCCAUUGCCUGUGUGUGACAGCGAGGACUUCAUUCUAAUCAUAGGAGGGAAACCUCUGUCCCGACCCAGUGUCAUAUCUGUUUGGCAGCUGAAACUGGGCCACGCCUGAGAGUGACUGCUGAUAUAAAGCAUAAAAUCAUCUGCUCCUCCAAAUUGGUCCAGUAUUCAGUUCUGACCUUUUAUAUGAUAUAGAGUAGGUCCGAUUAAAAUGAAACCUGGACUCAUUUGCAUUGGCCCCACUAGGGUUUUAUAUGAGUUUAUUUGAACCUCCCUCUGGUUGUCUUCCUCCAUUACCAACCCAGGUAAAAGCUAUGAUUCAAUGUACUUUCUGCUGCUAGGCUUCUCUCUUUUCCAUGGUCAGACAGGAACCUCCCCUUAAGUAAGUGAAUCCAAUCCCCUCCAAGUAGUGAUGUGAUGCCAGUAAAGCUCGACCACAACCAACCCAAACCUGCCUUCUCCCCUCUAUUUAUAGACCCGCUUAGGCACUCGCCUAUAAAACCAGAAUUCGGCAGUGUAAGGUCACAAAUGGUGUGCCAAACCUAUGGGUAUCAGGCUGGGCCGCACAUCAGUACCUCCUAGCACUUAUCCAGGUGCAGAUGUCUGAUACUCUACACUUCCUGCUCCUGGGCUGCACUUUCCCCAUGUUCAAGCAGAAACCUCCCUCUUUCAGGUAGGGCCAAUCUCCACCGCCUCUGUGACUGUUGGAAAGAGAGCAGCCCAAGAAGUACAGAGAAUUAGAGGUAAAUAGCAGGUAAGUACUGGGAGGAGAUAGUAUUCAGUGACCUGGGGGAGGUUCCUGGUCAGAUGCAUGCAGAUUUUCAGUCUUAAAUACACUUAUCCUUUAAUUCAACUGUAAAUGAAUUUGAAUGGUAAGUAGAUGGCGGUGACCUUUAUGAACCAUAAAGCGCACACUGGCCCAUCCCUUUCACCUGGAUUGUAUACGUCGUAUCUAUUAGAAUCAAAUAAGUUCUGCUCCACAUCUUUGUCUUAUCAGUGGGGGCCACUCCAUGGCGGUGUAACCUGUGAACCUGUACUUAAAGGACAUUUUAAAGGGAAUCAAUCCCAGUAAGUGACAGAGGCAGCAAUGUAUUAUGUGCCAAACAUAUACUUAGCAUUUUAACAAAGCAAUAAGGCUGUAGGUGAGUAGGGGAUUCGUUGCCUAAUAAUCAACUGUGUGUAGUGUAGCCACGGAGUAGCCAUUGAUGAUUUAAAUCAGUGAAGCUGAGGAUCCCAGUGAGGACAGAAGCUGCUGCAGAUGUCAAAUACACUUAAUUUUCACACCGCAUACACCUGUGGCGGGGGAGGUUUCCCAGCUGCCACAUUGCAAAUAUAGGCAAAUUAUGAACAUUAUUUCCUGCUGCAAACAACCCAAUCAUGCUGUGAACCCGACUGCCAGAACUACUUGUUGUACCACAGUGAUUUCCCAGCUCUAAUACGGAUUCCAGCACCAACUGCAGAACAGCAGGAUUGAUUUCCCUGCAGCAGGAAAACAUGAAUGAUUGAAAUUGCACAGAAACAAACCCAAUAUAGGACACAUGUGAUGCAACCUACACUUCAGGUCAGUAGUCGUGACAGGAUUGGUUUCUUGGGACAGGUUUACCUUUAAAUACAAUAUAAAAUCUUGUAUUUAAAUAAUGGAGCAGUAUUAUUACUUUGUACAUUUUCCAGCAGCAAAUAUUGAACAUGAAUUUAUUUUCGGAAUAAAUCAUACUAAAGGGAAAUAUGUCCUUCCAUUCUCUAGCUGCAGCAUUCACAUUAUUAUGUUUUAUGAAUACAUUUCCUUGUAUAAUAUCAAUUGCUAAUUAAAUAUUACUCUUGCGUAUUUGUUGCAUUGGAACAUUAUACUGCAUCCAUCUAUCAUUGCUUGCAGCAUGGUCUGUAACCUUGCAGAGAAUUAAUAUUAUUGGACAUAAGGAGAGGAGGGAUCACAGAGGGCUGCUGGCAAUAGGGGCACAAGGUAUUACAGAAUACUGCCAGCCCGAAUGAGAAAAGGUAUUUUUCCAACUGUUGGAUGAAGAGGGUUUAACAGCAAAUGUGCUCUCCACUUAUAAGCUAUAGGCCUAGCUGGUUUGAAAACGGAGCCCAUUUACAUAACACAACUCCCCUUGGAUAAGUAAGCUCUUCAGACCACACAUGUUCUUCCCCCACUACAGAGCGCUGGUGAGGAGUACUCCCCGUCAGGAACUGCUCACCUUCCCAUCACCAUAUGGGGUUGUGGAGCUCUGAUUCUCUGUACUUCCUGCCCAUGGGCUGUUCUCUUUCCCAUAGUCUGGGAGGAUCCUCCCCCAGGGUUAGUGAUUCCAAUCUCCCCCUGUACUUACCUAGGUACAGAGCUCUGAUUUUCUUUUUUACUGCACCUGGGCUGCUCGCUUUCCCAUAGUUUCUCCCAUUCCCCCACCUUCCCUGGUAAAUGAAUCCAGUCUCCCCCAAGUACCUAUCCAGGUACAGAGUUCUAAUCCUCUGUACUUCCUGUUGCUGGUCUCUCUUUAACAUAGACAGGCCACCCUUCCUGUAAGCUCCCAGGUACAGAGUGUGGAUUAUCUUUGCUUCAUGCAGAUAACUUGGGGUUUUUCUCUUUCUGUAUAUAGACCAAAAAUCAUCAAUGGCCAAAUCUCUGUUCAACAUGCAUUGGAACACCCAAAGAGAAAUGUAACCCCCUCUGCUACUAACUUUCCAUAGGGUGCAAGCCCCACCCUUGUCUGGCCAUGGGAAAGAGAGCAGCAAGCAGCAAUACAGAGACUCAGAGCUCUACACUUGAUUAAGUACUGGGGGGUGGGGUUUGACAGCUUUGAAUAAAAGGGACUCAUAUCGAACAUUUUUAUUAUUAAAAGGAAAACGAUUACAGUGUAAAUGAUAAAGAUUUAAUAACAAUCAGAGAAUAGAGAAUUUACAUGGAACAAUCCAUUUGUGACUGGGGGAGGGGGGUACAUAAAUUCCAGUGCAGCUAAUAAAAUAAUCCAGUUUCUCUAUAAAAGUCGUGAUAAAAUCCAGGCUGUGAGUGAACACUCAAAAAUAAAUUACUUUUCUCCCUCUACAGUAAAGAUUCCAUUAAAAAAAAAAAA